Messenger RNA from Seriola dumerili (greater amberjack), 1294 nucleotides. It is a transcript of the gene chmp4c, whose product is annotated as charged multivesicular body protein 4c-like. Gene Ontology annotation, biological process: vesicle budding from membrane; late endosome to vacuole transport via multivesicular body sorting pathway. The record is from RefSeq and is a predicted model, not a curated record. Gene Ontology annotation, cellular component: cytoplasmic side of plasma membrane; ESCRT III complex; multivesicular body. Bases 156 to 854 code for a protein of 232 amino acids. The transcript is spliced from 5 exons. NCBI's taxonomy places the organism in Eukaryota, Metazoa, Chordata, Actinopteri, Carangiformes, Carangidae.
GGUGUGGUGAAAGGUUCGUUCACUGGCUGAUUUGAAUUGAAAGCACUAAGCCGUCGAACAGGAAAGUCUGCUAACAACAUAUCUACCAGUAGAAACACUGGAGUGGGUCGUCAGAGUUUUAGUUACCUGAGCACUUUACUCCAAAGGCCGCAAAAAUGAGCAAAAUCGCGAAAUUAUUCAAGGGGAGUUCCAGCUCGAGUUCAUCGAGCUCUUCGAAGUCCAAACACCACCGGUCGCGGGGAGGACCUUCCCCUCAGGAGGCCAUUCACAAACUGCGGGAAACAGAGGAAAUGCUGACGAAGAAACAAGACUACCUGGAGAAGAGGAUAGAGCAAGAAAUAAUGAUAGCCAAGAAGAAUGGCACAAAAAACAAGAGGGCUGCUCUGCAGGCCCUGAAGAGGAAGAAGCGCUUGGAGCAGCAGCUCACCCAGAUUGAUGGCACUCUCUCCACCAUCGAAUUUCAGAGAGAAGCUCUAGAGAACUCGCACACCAACACAGAGGUCCUGAAGAAUAUGGGCUUUGCUGCCAAGGCCAUGAAGCAAGUCCAUGAGAACAUGGAUGUUGACAAAAUAGAUGAUCUGAUGCAGGAUAUCACAGAGCAACAGGAUGUGGCUCAAGAGAUCAGUGAGGCCAUUUCCAGACCUUUCGGCGAGACAUUUGAUGAGGAUGAGCUGCUGGCAGAGCUGGCGGAGCUGGAACAGGAGGAGCUUGAGGAGAACAUGAAGAGUAUGGGCGGACUACCCAGCGUACCCAGCUCCAAGCUGCCUACAGCACGGCCCAGUCAGCGCGCAACAACCAAGAAAAGGGCUGAAGAUGAUGACGACAUGCGUAUGCUGGCAUCAUGGGCAACUUAAGUACAUAAAAAAGGCACCGUUAUAGUCACAGAAAGUGACAAAGAGAUAUGAUAUGAAGUUUUUUUUUUUUUUUUUUUUGUAAAGAUAUUUUGAGGUUUUUUAGGGAAAAUGAAGUACAUUAUUAUUUUUUAAAAACAAUCGACAACCUUAUAGCUACUUUGCAGAUUAUAUUUAUCAAGAAAUAAAAAAUUUUAAGUGAAGGAAUCAGCAAACUGUAAUUUUAAAUCUGCUUUUCUUUUCUUCACUACCUCUGUUUCUUUUCAUGUGCCAUUCAUAGCCAACCUCAGAAUCUACUGCUUAUAUAAGCCUGAUGAAGACAUGAAGAGGACUGUGGUGUCUUUAACACAUUGAGCAUUCUAUGUUGGACCACUGUAAAUAAACGUAGACCUUGCAUUAACACUGUAAAUAUACUGCCUUUCAAUGUUCAACAAUAAAAUAAU